Trichobilharzia szidati is the source of this 1779-nucleotide messenger RNA. NCBI's taxonomy places the organism in Eukaryota, Metazoa, Platyhelminthes, Trematoda, Strigeidida, Schistosomatidae. The record is from the annotation of a GenBank genome assembly.
AUGAAUACUAGAAUGAAUACACAUGGUCAUAUUCAUACUACUUCUAAUGAUACUGUCAAUACUACAUUCAGAAGUCCUCAUCAUUUUCGAAAGGGUAUUUCCCGUCUACUCGAACAGAGUACAAUCCACGGAUUACCGCAUAUUUCAACAUCAUCAAACAAUUGUGCACGAUUAAUAUGGUUCGCCUUAUGGUUAGCUGGUGUAGCCGGUUUUCUGACUAACCUUUCACAUGUUGUAGCACAUUAUUUAUCACAUCCAAUUUUGACCAGUUACUAUGAAGAUUAUGAAGAAUUUGUGUGGCCAGAUAUCACUUUCUGUAAUGCUAUGGCACCGUAUGAUUUAAAUACGCAGGAGAGACGAGCACUGUGGAGUCACUAUGUCAAUCGGGCAAGAAAUCUUUCAACAGUGAAUCAUAUACCGAAAGAUCUGUUCAGUAGUAUUGAUGAAGCCGAUACUGAUGAGAUUCUCCUCCAGUCACUUGUACGUUCCAGUGUACCUCAUUGGAGAUUCAAUGUUGGCAAUGUAGAGGAUAUGUUUGAUUUUAUCGCUCGAGAGGAUAGACAUGAAGGGAUACGACUGACAAUAGACAUGGAUGUGAAAUUAACUGAAAUGCCGAGACCAUGGAAAAAUUAUUUCUAUACACAAAUAUUACAAAAGCAUUAUAAUAUACCAUGUCACAAUUUUCAGAUUGCGCGUUAUUUAAACAAAUCAAUAAUGAAGAGAAUAGAAAAAGUUGGAUUCUAUUUAAAAUCUAAUCUCCAUAGUUAUUUGAUUAUUAAUUCUUCGUACUAUCCACACAUAAUUGAUGUCUACAUCACAUCACCAAAUCAUUUCCCUGUAAAAGGAGUUAUUGAAUUAACCCCUGGAUAUAUUCAUCAUGUACAAAUAGAAAUGGUACGUCAUCAACGUAACGAAGAAAAGCGACGGUGUCGUAGAGAAAAGUAUUCAGCAAUGAUAUACGACGCUGAUCUGGUGACAAAACGUCGAAUUUAUGAUACUGGUGGAGAUUUAUGCCAUCGAUUAUUGUCCCAGUAUUUAUAUCUACAAGAAUGUCAUUGUUAUAGUCCAUUUCUCCCGUAUGGUUAUUUCCCUGAUUUACUUAAUAUAACUGAUAGUAAUGAUCAUAAUAAUAAUAAUGAUAAUACGAACACCAAUGGAUCAAUAUCACAGCCAGUCUUGUGUUUAAACAUGUCAGUAUUCAGUGACUAUCAAUUGGUGGAAAAUGUGAAUUGUAUGCACCGUGUUUUCAAAACGUACAGCAAUUCUGGUGUAUAUAUGAGUUUGAAAGGAGCUAAACAGUGUGAAUACUACGCGAACACACCGUACUGUGAUGAAGUAAAGUAUAAUCAUCUCAGUAUAGUAAGUAACCCCAUGCCAGAAUUAUGGGGUAAUACGUAUAAUGAAGCGAGAGGUGACUUUGUAUUCAGUUUAUUUCGUGGUGAUCGAAUGGAGGAAAUUAGUAUUAAUAAUGAUGAUAAUCAUAACAGUGAUAAACAUGAUCCAAGUAAAUACAAGACAGUGAUAUCUGGAAAUGAAUCAGCACUUCGACAUAUUCUCUAUCAAAUACGUAAUAAUUUUGCACUAUUAACGGUAGAACGUGUUAGUCCCCGUGGCAGACUAGUUCUCGAAGAAAACGAGUACCCACUGUCUCGACUAAUAUCUGAUAUUGGCGGUAAUAUGGGAUUGUGGAUUGGUAUGUCUGUGAUUGGUUUAUUUGAAUCUUUUGAACUGAUCGGUUUUAUCAUAUAUAUGCAUCAAUUAAUUAUUUUAAAAACUUGA